CUCGGAGCUGCCAGACAGAGUCUUUGUGUUCAGUCACUUUUCCAACAGCCACAACUGAGGGUUAAAUGAACCAUUUUGCGGGAGGAUGGAGGGAAGUCAGUCGUUUAAAGGGCAAAAUGAUCCUUACACCUGGUUCACAGAGUCUCAGCUCCAGUAUGUCAUCAAGAACGGUGUAGUCCCAGAGUGGUUUCACGGGAUCAUUUCCAGAAAGACAGCAGAGGAACUGCUCGUGUCUAAGCCUCCGGGUUACUUCCUCAUCAGAGUGAGCGAGAGCAGGAUCGGCUACACUCUCUCGUACCGUGCCGAGGACCGAUGCAGACAUUUCAUGAUUGAUGCACUCAAGGAUGGCUAUUACAUUAUAGUGGGGGAGAACAGGUAUCACCGGUUUCUGCAGGACCUGGUUGACUUUCAUCGAAGGACUCCCAUCAUGCCUUACUCUCAGGUGUUGACUAUUCCUUGUGGACAGGCCUCAAAUGACAGGACUGACUAUGCAGAACUACUGUUUCCCUCAAGAGGCCCAGGCUCCAGGACCAGUUUGCCACCAAACAACUCCCAGCUUCCUAGUAUAAGUCAGCCAGGAUUGCAAGAGGAUAUCCCACCCGCCCUUCCUUACCGCCCAAAUAAUCUGGGGAACUCACCACCUUUGUCAAAAAAAAGUCAAUCAGAUAGGCUUUACCCAUCUUUAGAAGAUGAGUUCCAAGACAGAACCACCCCACCUACAGCACCGCCUGCACCAAUGACGAGGAAGAGAUAUAUGGCCGACAACCCUCCAUCCAACCAACCACCUGAAGUCCCUUCUCGAAACUGCGUGGCUCUAAAGCAGAUUCAGGCUACCAGAACGGUCUCUGCACCUGAGAGCCUGCCCACUCUCACGGGCUCUGAACAACCACCCUGUACCAACAUCCCGCAUGUGAAGAACCAGGAAGCAAAGUUGUCAGCCGUCAUCAACCUAAAGAACUUCAAGAAGAAAUUCCACAAGAAGAGGGAACCUCUGCAGGAUAAUUCAUAUUCAGAGAUUAACACGGAGACAACUAACAGGGGUGAAAAUGCUGAGCACGAGUACCAGGAGAUCACAGGGCAGCAGACCUUUUGUGAGCCACCACUUUCCUCCACCUGCACUCAUCCAAGGCUGACUGAUGAAGUGUUACCCUUAGAGUACAUGCCACCACCACCUUUUGCCCCAGGCUUCUGAUCCACAGCAAUGUAAUCACCUGAAACUAUAAUAAAUAAGAGAGUCAAAUCAAAGAAGAGGGUUAAUGUGCACAUGUAUCCUUAUCUGAGCAGUGCAUACAAAUGAGAGGAUGUGAUAGCCUCCAUGCUGAAAAAUCCUGCUUCCUUCAAAACUUUAUGAUCUUUAUUCACAUGUAGGUUUCACCUUAUGAAUGACUUAAUGUCAAAGUAUUUUACCAGUAAGGCAUUAAUUCACAGUGAGAGAUACAUGUAUGCUUUUUUAAAUAAGAUAACAGAUGAGUGAGACAGGAUAGCUGUCUCAUCCUAUUUCCUGUCUAUGUGCUAAGCUAACGGCUGCCAUAUUUACCAUAAUAUCAAUCUAUUUCUUUCAAGUUAAGGGAGCUUGGAAUAUUUAAUUUUAAGUUGUGCCAAAUUAUAUAUGCUUUAAAGAAAAUCUAAACAGAUAAAUAGCGUUACAUAAAAAUAAGCAUUGCAAUAAAUGCAUUAUAUAGGUGUCUACCUGAAGCCAAUUUUCUGCCACCUUUACAGGUUAUGCUUUUAAAUGGAGGUUACAUUUUUUCAUAUGCUGAUUUGGUAGGAUAUUAAAGUCUGAAUGUGCUAAGGAGAAGUUUUAGAUAGCACAUGUAAAGAAGAAAUAACAGCUGCUUUGAAUAAAGGUGGAAGGCUGUUGCAUCACAUGCAGAUCUCUGAUCAGAAGUAUGACAGAGAUGCUGAGAGAGAGAGAGAGAGAGAGAGAGAAUGCAGAAACUGGUCAUUUGUUAAAGGUGAAAAAAAUGGAGGUCUGUUAAAUUCACCUUUUUAAAACUGGUGAACACAGAAUGUGAAUUUUCCUAAAAGGACCAUUUCAAUUUUAAGAUAAAUGGCUGACUAGUGAUACCUAGACAUAAGGAUUACAGGAGACCACAUUUCAUAUUCAUGUCUAUGACAAGAUAAUAUAUGAAGGAUGUAUUUUUUUAAAUACAGAGUUAA
This is a messenger RNA of Archocentrus centrarchus (flier cichlid), 2160 nucleotides long. It is a transcript of the gene hsh2d, whose product is annotated as hematopoietic SH2 domain containing. Lineage: Eukaryota; Metazoa; Chordata; Actinopteri; Cichliformes; Cichlidae. The record is from RefSeq and is a predicted model, not a curated record. The transcript is spliced from 6 exons. Gene Ontology annotation, cellular component: cytoplasm. Bases 86 to 1192 code for a protein of 368 amino acids.